Vigna unguiculata (cowpea) is the source of this 1441-nucleotide messenger RNA. RefSeq names its product basic 7S globulin 2-like. Gene Ontology annotation, molecular function: aspartic-type endopeptidase activity. Gene Ontology annotation, biological process: proteolysis. The record is from RefSeq and is a predicted model, not a curated record. NCBI's taxonomy places the organism in Eukaryota, Viridiplantae, Streptophyta, Magnoliopsida, Fabales, Fabaceae.
CAGUAACAUACAUUAUCAUCUCUUAUUCCAACCUUGAGCAUAGCAAUAAUGGCUUCUCUCCUCUACUUUCUAGUCCUCUCUCUUUCUUGCUCGUUUCUUUUCUCACCAUCUGAGUCCAACAAUGUCAUGAAUCCUGCAUACAUGCUUGUUCUACCUACUCAAAAAGAUGCUUCCACUGGUCUCCAUUGGACCAACCUUCUCAAAAGAACCCCUCUAACACAAGUACCAGUCCUAGUGGACCUCAAUGGAAACCAGGUCUGGCUCAACUGUGAGCAGCAUUACUCAUCCAAAACCUACGAAGCACCCUUCUGUCACUCUGCACAGUGCUUCAGAGCCAACACACACCAGUGUCUCAGUUGCCCAGCGGCAACAAGACCAGGGUGUCACAAAAACACAUGUGGUCUCAUGUCCACCAACCCUGUCACCCAACAGAACGGUUUGGGUGAACUAGGUCAGGAUGUUCUUGGAAUCCACAUCUCUCUGGGAACCCAACUCGGUGAAGUGUUCACAGUCCCUCAGUUCCUCUUCUCUUGUGCUCCUUCCUUCCUUCUCCAAAAGGGUCUUCCCAAAAACAUCGAAGGAGUAGCUGGAUUAGGCCAUGCACCUAUUUCUCUCGCAAACCAACUCGAUUCCCACUUUGGCCUACAACGCCAAUUCACCACCUGUCUCUCUCGCUACUCUUCAUCCUCCAAGGGUGCUAUCAUCUUCGGAGACGCACCCAACAACUUGCAUGAGUUUCACGGCCACGCUAUUUUCCAUGACUUGGCUUACACGCCGCUAACCAUCACCCCACAAGGAGAGUACAACGUGAGAGUCAACUCCAUGAGGAUCAACCAGUACAGCGUGGCCCCGGUGAAGAAGAUAUCAUCAACCACAGUAGGACAUUCUGGAGGAACCAUGAUUAGCACCUCAACUCCUCACAUGGUUCUGCAGCAAUCUCUUUACGAGUCUUUCGUUCAGGUGUUUGCUCAGCAGCUUCCGAAGCAAUCCCAAGUGAAAGCUUUGGCACCAUUUGAGCUGUGUUUCCGUACCAAAAACAUCAGUGAGUAUCCCAGCGUGGAGCUUGUGAUGGAGAAGCCUAAUGGCCCUGUUUGGAGAAUCUCUGGAGAGGAUUUGACCGUGCAGACACAACCUGGGGUGUCGUGUUUGGCCGUUGUGAAUGGUGGAAUGCAACCUAGAGCUGAAAUCACCAUAGGAGCACGCCAAUUGGAAGAGAAUCUGGUGGUGUUCGAUCUUGCAAAAUCAAGGGUUGGCUUUAGCACUUCCCCACUGAGCUCGUUUGGGGUGAAAUGUGGGGAUCUCUUCAACUUUGUUAAUGUCUGAGAGACUAGAAAGUUUCAGUUUUUACAUAUGCUUAUUUAUAAGGAAAUAAGCACUAAUAAAGUAAACUGAGAAUAAAAUCUCUUGUUUGUUCUCUGAGGAAUUAAUGUUUUUGUUUUUA